Messenger RNA from Limulus polyphemus (Atlantic horseshoe crab), 576 nucleotides. Its product is annotated as cGMP-dependent protein kinase, isozyme 2 forms cD5/T2-like. The transcript has 2 exons. NCBI's taxonomy places the organism in Eukaryota, Metazoa, Arthropoda, Merostomata, Xiphosura, Limulidae. Bases 11 to 385 code for a protein of 124 amino acids. The record is from RefSeq and is a predicted model, not a curated record.
UUCAGCCAUAAUGGAUUGUAAAUUGUAUUUCUAUUCAGCCAUAAUGGAUUGUAAGUUGUGGGCUAUUGAACGUCAUUGUUUCCAGACAAUAAUGAUGAGAACGGGACUGGUACGACAAGCAGAGUACUCCAACUUCCUGAAGAGUGUGCCAACAUUCAGAAAGCUCAGUGAAAGAACUUUAAUCAAGAUAGCCGACGUUCUAGAAGAGGUAAGUUUUCUUUCUCGUCUUGUGUACGACAAAGGUGAUAUAAAUCCUCAGUUGGCUGCAUACAGAGCUGCUUCACUGAGAACGGAGGACAUGUUUGUGUUGUUAGUCAUACAGAGCUGCUUCACUGAGAACAGAGGACAUGUUUGUGUUGUUAGUCAUACAGAGCUGCUUCACUGAGAACGGAGGACAUGUUUGUGUUGCUAGUCAUACAGAGCUGCUUCACUGAGAACGGAGGACAUGUUUGUGUUGCUAGUCAUACAGAGCUGCUUCACUGAGAACGGAGGACAUGUUUGUGUUGUUAGUCAUACAGAGCUGCUUCACUGAGAACGGAGGACAUGUUUAUGUUGCUAGUCAUACAGAGCUGCUGC